AGAAAUUAUCGAUCACUUGCAAAUUGUAAACAGGAUAAGUAUUCGAAUAAUGUAUAUUUAAAAUAAAUAUUCGGAAAAGGAAAAGAUUAUCUAAUAAUGGAAAGGACCGAACAAUUAAAUAGAUGUUUAUUAAAUAAGGAACAAUACUAUACAGAAGUUAUAGAUUAUAAUAAUUGUAUCUUUGAUGGAAAACAUUUCCAUUUUGAAUAGAUGAUUUUCUAGAACAACGCAAGAGAGUUUGUGAUAUAGCUUUAAAAAAAAUUAAACUUAGGAAUUUUCUAUUUAUUAUUUUCUUAUUGUUGGGAAUAGGAUUACCUAUAUUAAAAGGCUAUAAAUUGUUAGAUAAGCUUUCAGAUGCAAUCCCUUUUAGUUAUAUUAUGGAGUUUAUAGCAGAUACUAUGAGUCAAGUUUUAGAAAAAUAUAUUUAUCUAAUAUCUUUCUGCGUACUUAUUAUUAUAGUAUCAAUCAUACCUAAGAUUCUAAGAAACAAUGAAAAAUAUAACAAAAUAAAAUUGUUGACUGAGUAA
This is a messenger RNA of Plasmodium malariae, 527 nucleotides long. The record is from the annotation of a RefSeq genome assembly. NCBI's taxonomy places the organism in Eukaryota, Apicomplexa, Aconoidasida, Haemosporida, Plasmodiidae.